Molecule: messenger RNA, 897 nt
Organism: Epinephelus moara (kelp grouper)
Lineage: Eukaryota; Metazoa; Chordata; Actinopteri; Perciformes; Serranidae
Product: myeloid-associated differentiation marker-like
Exons: 1
Coding region: 1-897 (298 amino acids)
Cellular component (GO): membrane
Source: RefSeq, a predicted model, not a curated record
AUGCCUGUGAUUGUACUAGAGGCCAGAGACUUCACCAGCCCCCUUUUCUUGGUGCGGACAUUGGAAGUCUUAUCCAGCUGUACCACCUUCAGCCUUGUGGCCUCGCUGGAACCUUCAGACUUAAAUCCAUCUAACCCCCAACUCAUCAACACAUUCUGGAUCUUCUGCAUGUUUACGUGGUGUUUCUUCUUCACCCUUACACUCCUCAUCCACAUUCUCAGCAUCAUCCAGUUUCACAGCCUUAUCCCAAUAUCCUGGAAGAACCUGACUAUGACAGUGGCAGUCUUAGGCGCACUGAUGUGUCUCAGUGCGUCUGUGGUUUUUCCUUGGCUCAUCAUGGAUCAUCAAGGGCCGUCACAUCGCUCUGUGGCAGCUGCUGUGGCCUCCUUCUUCACCUUCCUGGCCUACACCUCAGAGUCCUACGUUCUGCGCACCCAAGCCCAUGAACAAAGGGGCUACAUGGGCAGCAUGCCAGGCCUCCUUAAGAUUCUCCAGCUCUGGGGAGGCUGUAUUAUGAUACCCCUGGUUGUGGAGGUGGUCUGUGGAUCGCCAAGUGGUGUACACAGUUGGCAGCUGUGGGUCUCCUGUGCGUCAUACGGUGUCUGCAUCCUCAUGUCUCUAGUCACAGUUGUGGUAAUAUUAGGAGACUUUGCUGGGCGGUGUUUUCUACCUUUUGACAGAUUUCUGGCGGGCUUCAGUCUCAUUGGAGUAUUGCUCUACAUGGUGGCCACAGUGAUUUGUUUGACCAAGAUAUUGCAGCUUAGGGACCUCGGACAAAGCAACAAAAGUGCAGAACUGGUUUUCAUGGAAACAGUGGUUUCCAGUAUGACACUGUUAGCUUAUACAGUGGACCUUGCCUUCUCCAUUAAACUGUUGUGUGACAGGAGUCACACAUGA